GCCGCCGCCGCCGCAGACUGGCUCCCGGCUCGGCGCGGCGCGGCUCGGCCCGCUCGGCCCCGCCAUGUCGCAGGUGCUGCCCUACGGCGAGGACAAGGUGGGUCGCUACGGCGCCGAGCCCGAGGCGGGGGAGCUGCCCUUCAGCUGCCGCCUGCAGGACACCAACGCCUUCUUCGGGGGCAACCAGGGCAAGCGGCCCCCCAAGUUGGGACAGAUCGGCCGCGCCAAGAGAGUGGUGAUCGAGGAUGACCGGAUAGACGAGGUGCUCAAGGGCAUGACGGAGAAGUCGCCAUCGGGGGUAUAAACCCGGAGAACCACCACCAGGACCCACGGAGGGGGGGGGCCAUGCCCACGCCCCCCCCCACACCCCGGGGAGGGGGUACCGCACGCCGGGGGCCCCCGCUCCAUCCCCGCCUUCGGGGCCGCCCCCUCGGGCCAUGCACUUUACCCCCCCCUUCCCCUGGGCAGAGGGACCCCCCCCCAAAAAAUACAUACCUUUAAGGUGUGGGGGGGUCGGAGCGGACUCGGAGCGCUGCUGCUGCCCGGAGAUAUUCUUUGCUCCAUCGUUUUCUGCAUGAGCUUUGGUGGCCCGAGCGCCGUGUCCUGGUGUCGAGGGUCAGCCCCACUCCGGCACGCUUCUUUUUAACAGGAAAAAUCCUCAUAUUUGUAUUUUUAUAUCUAUCGAUCCGAAUCUUUGUUAAAAACGAUCGAUCCGCCGACGUCGGUCCGCUGUUGGAGUCUGCAGUGUAAAAGGGGUCAUAUUUUUUUCCAUAAGAAAACAACAAAAAGAGAGAAAAAAAAUAUAAAUAAGGGGGGGAGAUGGAGAG
Messenger RNA from Phasianus colchicus (ring-necked pheasant), 827 nucleotides. RefSeq names its product calcium/calmodulin dependent protein kinase II inhibitor 2 (gene CAMK2N2). Gene Ontology annotation, biological process: negative regulation of protein kinase activity. Gene Ontology annotation, molecular function: calcium-dependent protein kinase inhibitor activity; protein kinase binding. Lineage: Eukaryota; Metazoa; Chordata; Aves; Galliformes; Phasianidae. The record is from RefSeq and is a predicted model, not a curated record.